Molecule: messenger RNA, 7293 nt
Organism: Vidua chalybeata
Lineage: Eukaryota; Metazoa; Chordata; Aves; Passeriformes; Viduidae
Gene: TBCEL
Product: tubulin folding cofactor E like
Exons: 10
Coding region: 2057-3331 (424 amino acids)
Biological process (GO): protein folding
Molecular function (GO): alpha-tubulin binding
Source: RefSeq, a predicted model, not a curated record
GCUGAGGCAGCCAGCAGCGUGCUGGGUUUGGUGGGCCCGUGACAAAGUUUCACCUGCUUGGGUGGCUUGUCCUGGUGGCCCAGCGGGUCAGGCUCCCUGCCCUGCUACAGAAAUCCUGCUGGGAUCUCCCUGCCCACGGCAAGGAGGGGUGGAACUAGACCAUCUUCAAGGUCCCCUUCCAACCCAGACCAUUCUGUGAUUCACUGCUCUGCCUCUCGAGAUCAUCUCAAAAAUAAUUUCCCUGAAUCAUGUCUCGGGAGAACGAUGUUGCAGCUCCUUGCAGACGGAUGUUUGUGCCGCUCAUCCCUUCCUUAGGCUUUGUUUUCCGUGUGUGCAAACACGUCGGGAUGUGUUUGGUGUGUGACUGUUCAGGAUGUGCCCCGAAGGCAUUGGAGUGGCACUGGAAUUUCAUUAGCAUGCCAUUAGUGAUGUCAUUCUCCUGAAGGGUCUCUUCUUCUCCUGGAAGGCUCACAGCGCAGGGGAUGGAAAUAUUUUCCGUGCUCUCUUUUCACCCAUCAGCUGGAAAUAUUUUCCGUGCUGUUUUCAUGUCCUCUUUUCACCCAUCAGCUGCAGCAGCUCUAUUUCAGCUUGGGCUUGCUGCUGAAAGCAACCCAAGAGGAGAGGAGGGGGGAGAGUGGGGCUGGCAGGGGGGCACAGAGCAGAGCUGUGGGGGAAUGGUCUGUGUGAUGUGCACUGUGGCACCUGGGGAGCCCCGAGCCCUUCACAGGGCUCAGUUUGCCACAGGAUGUGCAGCAGUGAUGUGACUCUGCCACAACCCUGGCAUCAGGCAAGGUUUUCUCCACCAUGGCCUUGAAGAAAAUGCCCCGUGCUUUGUUCAGAAAGCUGCUGUGAACCCAGCCCGAGGAGAAGCAGGGCACGGCAGAUGCUGGCCUGCCCUGGAAUCAGUCUCAAGUCAGGGUCGUGCUCCUCUUUCCAGACACUUCCCAGUGCUGCUUCCAGCUUGGGAAUCCCAGCGCAGGAAGAUGUGGAGCUGCUGGGGAGAUCAGAGAGAUGGAACAGCCCUGCUGGGAGGAAAGGCUGGCAGGGUUGGGAUUGUUCACCUGGAGAGGAGAAGCUUUGGGGUGGCCUCAUUGUGAUCUUGCAGUACUUGCAGGGAGACAGAUGGAGAGGGACUGGUUCCAAGGGCCUGGAGUGACAGGGCAAGGAGAAAUGGCUUCAAAGUGUCAGAGAGUGGCUUCAGACUGGAUAUUGAGGUGAAAUUCCUCCCUGGGAGGGUGGGCACGGGGGGCCCAGAGAAGCUGUGGCUGCCCCUGGGUCCCUGGGAGUGUCCAAGGCCAGGCUGGAUGGGGCUUAGCACCCUGGGAUAGUGGAAGAUGUUGGAAUGAGGGGUUUGAAUUAAAUUAUUUUUGAGCUCCCUUCCAACCCAGAGCAUUCUGGGGUUCUCUAUCCUUCCUCACUGGGGCCUCGGCCCUGCAGCAGAGCACUGAAACCCGACAACAAAGGCUAUUUGUUGCCACCUCUCAAAGCCCAAGUGCCUCGUUUGCACUCUGUGCUGUCAUUUAGAAAACCCGGAGUUAUUUUGAGCCCUGAAUUGUUCCUCGAGCUGUCAGCAGGGCCACACUCAGAAACGUGCACCUUGCAGGUCACCCUGUCCUGCCCUUGUGCUGGCAGCGUUCCCUUGAAACCUGUCAUUCCCUGUGCACAUCCUGCUGCUCCUUGCUGCCAGGCAAUUGCAGGGAUUCAGAGAAGCCCAGGUGAUUACAGGGCACAUGGAAUCCCAUGGGAGGGGAGGUGGGAAAGGUGACUGCCCACUCCAUGGCUCUUCUGUCAUCUCACUGUGUUCAAAAGUAGAGCUUGAGGAAGAAAAUGUUGGGGAUUCAAAGCUGUUGGAUGUAAAUGUCAGUAGUUUUUCUUCUCAGUUCUGGACUGCUCUCACACUGGAGCUGAAAACACCAUUUUUUGCCUCUGAGGCCUCGUGGGAGGGGCAGAAGUGACAAGUCCAGAAGUGACAAGUCCAGAAGUGACAAAUCCAAAAGUCACCUUUUGCAGCCCAGAAUUGUCCUGGAAGAGCACGUGGGAAGUCCAAGAAGGGAGCAUGGACCAGCCCAGUGGAAGGAGUUUCAUGCAAGUCCUGUGUGAGAAAUACAGCCCUGAGAACUUCCCCUACCGCCGUGGGCCUGGCAUGGGGGUGCACGUCCCAGCAACUCCACAGGGCUCACCUAUGAAAGACCGCCUGAACCUGCCCAGUGUGCUGGUGCUCAACAGCUGUGGCAUCACCUGUGCCGGGGACGAGAACGAGAUCGCCGCCUUCUGCGCCCACGUCUUUGAGCUCGACCUCUCCGACAACAAACUGGAAGACUGGCACGAGGUCAGUAAAAUUGUGUCCAACGUCCCCCACUUGGAGUUUCUAAACCUGAGUUCCAACCCUCUCAGUUUGUCCGUUUUAGAGAGAAGUUGCGCUGGGUCUUUCGCUGGCGUCCGCAAACUUGUGCUCAACAACAGCAAAGCUUCCUGGGAAACAGUGCACACCAUCCUGCAGGAAUUACCAGACUUGGAGGAACUCUUCCUGUGCCUUAACGACUACGAAACAGUGUCUUGUUCUCCAGUAUGCUGUCAGUCUCUCAAGCUACUCCACAUAACUGACAAUAAUCUUCAAGACUGGACUGAGAUUCGAAAGUUGGGAAUUAUGUUUCCAUCACUGGACACACUUAUCCUGGCUAACAACAACCUCACCACCAUUGAAGAGUCAGAAGAUUCCCUGGCAAGGCUCUUCCCCAACCUAAGAUCCAUCAACUUGCACAAGUCAGGUCUGCAUUGCUGGGAAGACAUUGACAAGUUAAAUUCUUUCCCGAAGCUCGAGGAAGUGAAAUUGCUGGGAAUUCCUCUGCUGCAGUCUUACACCACCGAGGAACGCAGGAAGCUGCUAAUAGCCAGGUUGCCAUCCAUCACCAAGCUCAACGGCAGCAUCGUGGCCGACGGCGAGCGGGAGGACUCGGAGCGCUUCUUCAUCCGCUAUUACAUGGAGUUCCCCGAGGAGGAGGUUCCCUUCAGGUAUCACGAGCUGGUCACCAAGUACGGGAAGCUGGAGCCCUUGGCUGUGGUGGAUCUGCGGCCUCAGAGCAGCGCCAAGGUGGAGGUUCACUUCCAGGACAAGGUGGAGGAGAUGUCCAUCCGCCUCGACCAGACUGUGGCAGAGCUGAAGAAGCACUUAAAAACUGUGGUGCAGCUGUCGACAAGCAACAUGCUGCUCUUCUACUUGGACCAGGAAGCUCCUUUUGGUCCCGAGGAGAUGAAAUACAGCUCGCGGGCGCUGCAUUCCUACGGCAUCCGGGAUGGGGAUAAAAUUUACGUGGAGCCCAGAAUGAAAUAGCCUUUUUGCCCACACCCACACGCCCCCACACACCCACACACAUGCAUUGAGGAGUUUUUUGCAAGGUUUUUAUUUCGGUUGGUUGGUUGAGGUUUGGUUGUGUUUCUGUAGCAGGUAAUUUCUUAGCCCGGAGGAAGUGCCCUGAUCUGAGAACCAUGCCCACCAUCCACUGCAGGUGACCUUGAGGUGACAAUUGACUUCAGGACGUGUGUUUCAGUGUGGGCAAUACCUUGAUGUUUCCUUUGAUGCUCCGGUAUACUCGUGAUUUGGCAUGAAUGGUCAGUUGUUCAAGCUAAACAAUGCCAGGGUCCAUAAGGGAGGAGACAGCUCGGUGCAGAAUUUGACCUGUUGUUUUCUUUUCCUAAAUUUUUUGGUGUUUUGCUCCACCAGAUCUCCCUUUGCCCUAGCUACCCAACUGUGGCUCGAGCUUGCUGUAGUAUUUUCUUGCAGCUUGGUGCUGUCUCAACCUUUUGUUGUGCUCGAGUUCACAGGAAAGAUCUCCAUCAGUAUUCUGCUUGAUUCAGAGCUCAGGUACUUUAGUGCAUCCACUUCACUCCACUGGUUUGCUUUCUGUGAGUGCACAACAUGGGGGAAAGAAAAAGAACUACCCAGAAAGAAACUUUCUUUUCAAACUGCACGCUCUACAUCCACCUGAUUUUGGGGGGAAAAAAAGAGGUUUUGGCUGCUGUACCCAUCUCUCAUGGUGCCUGCAGCCUGUGGGGAUAAAGGGUGUGUUGGAAAGUGAAUUUUGGGAGGUGGUGGAUGAGCGCUGCAUUGGAAGGGCUUUUGGAACAACAGGUCAACAAGGGGUUGAAGAGCAGCUUGCCCUGUUGUCCAUCCUGAUGCUGAAGAGAUCCUCCGUGCACUUCACCUUGUACCAGUGGGUGCUGCAAGUGGAAUGGCUAAAAUUCCUCUCCUGGGAGAGAGGAAGAGUCAAGUUGAAGUUUGUGUUCGUUGCUGUUGCACCAGUUCAAACCUAGCACUUUCCCCGGGGCCCCUGGCCGGGGGUCCCUGCGUAGGGUCCGAACUCGGAGGAUGUGUUGGCUCGGAUCAGCCUCUGGAAGGGGAGGAACAAAGCAGCUGGACUCUCGUUGGGUGUUCAGAGGUUUCACUCUCUCUCUCUCGGCUUCCCCCACGCGCCCCUCGUAGGCAUCGCGUGCUGCUGCUUCACGUAGGCCCUGUUUUCUACUGCAGAGCAGAUUCCCCUGCCUGGUCAGUGAAAUCCUCCUUCCUGUUUCUCUCUCUUGUUUCGCUUUCCUGUGUCUUCCCCGCUCCAAGUUCAAGACUUUCCCAAUUUCCUGGUUACAAGCAGCUGCUCAGCAGUUUUUGGAGCUGUGCAGCGAGGGCUCUAGUUACACAUGAACUCCUGACCUUCAUUUUGAAAUGCUCCCUUUAUCCCCACGUGCACUUUCUUUCCCAGGAUGCUUUUUCCCACAUCACUGAGCUCCUUUGGUAUUCUUGGAGUUGUGUAUUUCUCUUCACAUUUUACCUGGAUUGUGGGGUGGGAUCAUUGGGGAGGGGGACAAAGUAUUAUUAUCUCAUAGUCUUCAGGUUUAGGAUUUGGGGAUUGUUCAGAGGGGAUUAGUUCCUUAUCCAAAGCAAGGGUUUAAACGGGAGGAUUUAAAACAAGUUACUAAUUUGUGCCUCAUCCCCCUGCCAAAAAUAGCAAUUUCUUGGCCCCGUUGAGAUGAGCAAUAGGGAAGGGAGUGAGAUUUUCCAUAGGUAGCAUAGGUUUUCCAUAGAUCUGUGGUAUCUGUAAACUAAACAGCAGGGAGAUAGCGGCAGUAUAACAUAAAAUGAUGCUUUUAUAAGCUAGAGCUUUACUGAAGAUGUAUUUUCAUUUGGGCAGUGAAAAUAAUUUGCUGCCUGAUAGCAGAACCCUUAAGCCAACACUUCUGUAUGAUAUAUACAUACCUACCAAUAGGAAAAGUUGUGGUUAAUAAGAUAUUUUGUUAUAAAGCAAAGUUUUAUGAAGAUAUGGUUGUUUAAUAUUAGAAGCCUAUUUCAGCCCUUGACCUCCAGUGUAAGUAGGUUUUCCCUGAGUGGCUGCAGAGUCCGAGGCAAGCGACCUAUGGGGAUGCAACAGUAUCUCUGACCCAAUUCUCCAGAGCAGUAAUUGCCUCUGUGGGUGUAUUUAUGGCAUUGCACCUGCUAUUCCUGAGAUGCUGAAACUCUUGACCAACUUCCUCAGCACAAUUAAGUGUCUGGGUUUCAGAGAAGGGAAUAAACAAAGGCCAUUAAAGAGUGGAAUGGGAUGAUAAAGAAGGGCCAAGUACGUGCUUUUAAGUUUGUUUGCCCACUAAAAAUUGGGCUGUCCAUGGAGGGAUCGGUGCUGUCACCAGCUCAGAACUGGCAGUAAAUCCUGCUUUCAUUUGUGACAGACCUGGUGGGAACUGGAAGAUGGAAAAAGAGAACACAGAAGGUUAACAGGUGCUGGGGAUUUGGUGCUGACACCCAAACCUGCUCCCCUAGUCCGUUCAGGGUAUGAAAUCACCACCCUGCCACUUCUCCAGGGGAAGGUUUUUCUCGAGGCAUUCACCUUGUGUGCAGAUAGUGGAGCAGUCGUGGGGUAGAAACCAAAAGUCUUGAUUGGCUUCCCAAGGAGAAGGACUCACACCCAAAAGCCAGAGAGAGUUUGUGUGUGCAGAUGAUCAGCUGUGGGAAGUGGGACCAAACAGCACACAGGGAUGUGGCAAAAUACCCCAAAUCAUGAUACCUUGUGGGGAAGGGUCUCGUGUGUGUGCCACCCAACAGGGGACCAUGUCUUGGGGAGAGAGGAGAAGGUUCUGAGUGGGAGAGGAGGUUUGGGUGCUGAUCGAGGGUGCAGAUGUGGCAGGAGGUUUGAUUUAAACCUCUGCCAUGUCAGAUGGGGCCGCGUCCAGGCAUUGCCAGCACGUGUCCUCUUCAGCUAAAGGUCCCUGGGUCUGUCACAUCCGCUGAGAAAACAAAAUAGAUGUGCAAGCUUCCCUGGCUUGUGUGUCCUUCUGUCUGAGGGCACUUUUGUUGUGUUGUUCCUGCUAGUUCAUGCAUCAAAGUCUGCCACGGGCAGCCUGGGCAGAGCACCUGCUCCACGAGGACUUGGGUGACAGCUGUAUACCAAAGUGCCACACGGCUCCGUGUGCCCAGUUCGAUGCUGUGCUUUGUGUUUUUGGAGAUGUUCCUGUUCAAUAUCCGUGUUUUUGGCCAGAUGUUCCAGGCAGAUUGCUGUUAUGAAUAUGCACAGGGUGCUGGCUGUCCUCUGCUCCCUGGCUGGGAUUUGUAACCUCGUUUUUUGGGAGCUGCAGGCAUGCUGGUGGCAGGUGUGACCCGUGGUGGCUUGGAGGACGUGCUGCUGGGGACAGGCUCUCCCUGUGCCCUCUCCUCUCGGGUCUGGAAUCCGACAGAGGCGCCGCGGCGGCUCUGCCUCCUCGCUCGUCAGUGAGAUUCUGUAGGUUCUGUUUGUGUGCAAGAUUUGAGAAUGCAAACGAGGUGCUUAAAGCAGCCCAGAGGCUAAAAUAUGUAUUCCUGGCAGCUGUGCCUCCCUCGUUUGGAUGUGGCACUUUUUAGGCAGCAGAGAGACGCCUUCCCCAGAGCAACGUUAGAGGGGCUCCAGCCCUCUCGGGCCUUUGCCUCUGUGAUUGCUUUUCUGCAGUUCCUGGAAACUUCAGCUAUAACUUAAACAUGAAGAUCUAUUCUUGCUCCCUGUUAAUGUUGCAUCCAUAUGUAAUUUUGAAGAAGAACUGUAAGUCCAUCUGGUUUUUUAUUCUGGUUUCUCUCCCAGGGGAUACACCUCCCGCUCCCACAAUUUGCCUUUGGUUUGCUUGCAGACUUUAGUGGUGGAAUUCAGGCCAAAAUAGGUCAUUGGUUUGGAUCAGUUCAAUAAACUUAUAUAAGUUUUUACACUAAAACCCCCAGUGUCCUGAGCUUUGCACUUCUGUGUCCCCUGAAGCAAAAAAUGUUCCCUAUUGUCACCCCAAAGGUGU